Pelobates fuscus (common spadefoot toad) is the source of this 336-nucleotide messenger RNA. Its product is annotated as histone H4-like. Bases 1 to 336 code for a protein of 111 amino acids. Gene Ontology annotation, molecular function: structural constituent of chromatin; protein heterodimerization activity; DNA binding. The transcript is spliced from 2 exons. Gene Ontology annotation, biological process: nucleosome assembly. NCBI's taxonomy places the organism in Eukaryota, Metazoa, Chordata, Amphibia, Anura, Pelobatidae. The record is from RefSeq and is a predicted model, not a curated record. Gene Ontology annotation, cellular component: nucleosome.
AUGUCUGGCAGAGGCAAAGGAGGAAAGGGUCUCGGAAAAGGUGGCGCUAAGCGUCACAGGAAGGUUCUUCGUGACAACAUCCAGGGCAUUACCAAGCCUGCAAUUCGUCGCCUUGCUCGCAGGGGAGGCGUGAAGCGUAUUUCCGGCCUCAUCUAUGAGGAGACUCGCGGGGUGCUGAAGGUAUUCCUGGAGAACGUCAUCCGGGACGCCGUCACUUACACCGAGCAUGCCAAGAGGAAGACUGUCACCGCCAUGGACUUGUUUUGUGUCCUCAACCCUCUGAAUCCACUCCCUGAGCGAGGGAGGGUUUGGCUUUUUCCAGUGUUUGGGGAUUAG